Molecule: messenger RNA, 4151 nt
Organism: Ctenopharyngodon idella (grass carp)
Lineage: Eukaryota; Metazoa; Chordata; Actinopteri; Cypriniformes; Xenocyprididae
Gene: pbx1a
Product: pre-B-cell leukemia homeobox 1a
Biological process (GO): neuron development; brain development; regulation of transcription by RNA polymerase II
Cellular component (GO): nucleus
Molecular function (GO): DNA-binding transcription factor activity, RNA polymerase II-specific; RNA polymerase II cis-regulatory region sequence-specific DNA binding
Source: RefSeq, a predicted model, not a curated record
AAGCUGUCAAAGGAAACAAGGAGUUACGCGGCAGAGUCGCAGAUUACACAGGAUUACAGCAGCCCUUAGACAAAGUUGGGCUCUGUUGUCUCAGCUUUGGUGGCAAGAGCAGGAGUGGCUUGAUCCUAAAGAAGCUCUCCAGAUCAGAUUUCACCCAAACCAGCUGUGAGAGGGAGCUUUGCCUUUUCUCCCCACUCUCCCUCUCUCCAUGUUGUAAGCGCGCUCCAGACAUCCAGAAAGCAAAGGGGGAGUGACGGCGAGAGUUUCUGAAGGAAUUUUCCUUCUCCUAGGCAAGAAUUGAAAAAGUCACCAGAGUCUAGAGAACAGCGGCGAGGAUGGAUGAUCAGCCCCGGUUGAUGCACUCCUCUCACGGGGUGGGCAUGGCCGGACACCCCGGCCUGGCGCAGCAUAUGCAGGAUGGCACGGGAGGAGCGGACGGCGAGGGAAGAAAACAGGACAUUGGAGACAUAUUACAACAAAUCAUGACCAUAACCGACCAAAGUCUGGACGAGGCACAGGCCAGGAAACAUGCACUGAAUUGUCACAGAAUGAAGCCGGCUCUAUUCAAUGUCCUGUGUGAAAUAAAAGAAAAAACAGUACUCAGUAUCCGUGGAGCUCAGGAGGAGGAGCCACCAGACGCUCAACUCAUGCGAUUGGACAACAUGCUGCUAGCUGAGGGCGUGUCCGGACCAGAGAAAGGAGGCGGGUCCGCUGCAGCCGCUGCUGCUGCUGCUGCGGCUGGUGGCGCCGGGUCCGAUAACUCAGCCGAACACUCAGACUACCGGGCCAAGCUGUCCCAGAUCCGUCAAAUCUACCACACAGAAUUGGAAAAGUAUGAACAGGCGUGUAAUGAAUUCACCACCCAUGUGAUGAACCUGCUGAGGGAGCAGUCUCGCACUCGGCCCAUCUCCCCCAAAGAGAUCGAGCGCAUGGUGAGCAUCAUCCAUCGCAAGUUCAGCUCCAUCCAGAUGCAGCUCAAACAGAGCACCUGCGAGGCGGUCAUGAUCCUGCGCUCCCGCUUCCUCGACGCCAGACGAAAAAGGAGAAACUUCAAUAAGCAGGCCACAGAGAUCCUGAACGAAUACUUCUACUCCCACCUAAGCAACCCGUACCCCAGCGAGGAGGCCAAGGAGGAGCUGGCAAAGAAAUGCUCCAUUACAGUCUCACAAGUAUCCAACUGGUUUGGAAAUAAGAGAAUCAGAUACAAGAAAAAUAUUGGAAAAUUCCAAGAAGAAGCCAACAUGUACGCUGCCAGAACCGCCGCUAACGCAACCAACGUCUCCACCCACGGCAGCCAAGCCAACUCGCCUUCCACACCAAAUUCAGCUGGUUCUGCCGGCUCUUUUAACAUGAACUCUGGGGACUUGUUCAUGAGUGUGCAGUCUCUGAAUGGGGACUCAUACCAGGGGGCCCAAGUGGGGGCCAACGUUCAGUCACAGGUGGAUACUCUUCGCCAUGUUAUCAGUCAGACAGGCGGAUACAGUGAAAGCCUCGCUGCCAGUCAGAUAUACAGUCCACAGGGCAUCAAUGCGAACGGCGGCUGGCAAGACGCCCCGACACCCUCCUCAGUGACCUCGCCCACGGAAGGACCCGGGAGUGUCCAUUCUGACACCUCCAACUGAUCAGCACCAUCCAUCCCCAAAGCGCUUGGGAUCUUCAGACUGCUCUCGCUAAAGAUCCAGCGAUCCACCCUCCGCAGAUUUGGAUUAACGUCCCACAUGGUCAUACACAAUCAUGCCAUACUACCGUGGAACAUUUGGGAUACUUUACAAGAUUUUAGAAAACAAUUAUGAAUUUGAAAAUGUAAAAAAAAAAAAAAAAAAAAAUGUGUUUGUACAGUUUUCACAGUGUCUUUUAGGUGGCACAGGGCGACUAACUAACCUGUGACUGUUUCAGUCUUAUGAGGCUAUUGUUAAUGAUGGAACAACCAGUCAUUGUGUUUCAAUUUAAAUGCUUCAUUCUACCUCUCAGCAAAAAGAAAAAAAAGAAAGAAAAAUGAGAAAACAACAGUCUUUGUUUUCUAAAAAAAUAACAGAUACAACUUGAUAUAGUGUUGAGAGGAAGCUCUCCUUGUCGGUACGAUCAAUAAUUAUUCCCUCUUUUGUUCGUUCAUAGUGAUAUAUUGACUAUUUCUUUUUGUUUGUUUGUUGUUUUUCCUUUUUUAUUUUUCAAAAGACCCUCCAAUAUCAAUUCAGCUAUAUUAAAAGUAUUUCCUUUGACAAUUUUUGCCCUGUAAAAACAGAUUUUUCUUGUACAUCUUUGUAUAAAACGUGAAAUAGGAUGUGUGGAGGUCACUCCAUUGACCAUUUGAAAGCUGAUUAUCAUGUUUUCCCCAUAAAACCAUCAAAAGCCGUCCAUUAGAUAAAGGUAAAUGCUUACUUUUAUCGUAGAGAGCAGUCCAAACAACUCUGUUGUCGUAGAUUUCAUUUGGAGUCAUUUCCUCACUCUGUUUGUUUUUGAGGACACCGUCUGCGAGUCGAUGAAAAUAUAACUGAUUCCGGAAAUGGCGGAAGCAUCAAGUCAUUAUGGUCUAUAAUGACAUUUCCUCCCCGCUUUCACUUCAGAUUGCUUUCAAACUUAUUCCCUUUCUCCCUUAAGUGAAGGAAUUUGACAUAAAGAGCAAUAUAUUUGUUUGGUUUAUACAAACUGGUGUCUUUUACUACCCCAAAUCAUGGAAAAAACAAGCACUAAUGCUCUUUAUUGUUUUGAAUUAGUUAUUAGUUUUAGUAUGUUCCCUAUUUAAACUGAUUAUUCCUUAUUAUGUUCUGUUGACCUAGCAAAAACCUUAAGGGUUUCAUCAAAAGGCCAUGCCAUAAGAAUAUGAGUGUGAGAUACAAGUAUGACAGCCAACUGUGAGUGUACAGUUUCAGAAACAAGCAAUGUACAUCAGCCGAGUGUUGCUGGUAACCAAAAUCCAUUGUGUAAACAAUGUAAAAGAAUAUGAAAUAUCAUGCUCAUACCUGUUUAAACAUAAUGAGCUUUUCUCAGUUUUCUGUAGCAUUUGUAAGAAAGUCAGAAAUUCAGAUACGCAACAUACAAGCGCUACCAGAUUGCUCGUGUCUUCUAAUUUCUUUUAGCCAAUUUGAAUUGCUGAAGCCACUGUUCCCAUUGUGAAAUCAUGACCGAUGUAGCGCUUCUGCCUAAUUGAAAAAAAUUAUCUUGAAAAAUCCAAUAGUUAACUAAUUUUUGUUGAAAAUAUAUCCCUGUCUGUCAGGGCUCCGGGUAAUGAAGUUUGUUUUGCAGUACAUUGAAUCAGAAUCCAUUUAAAUGGGGAAGUCAUUAAGUUAACAAGAUUUGGACAUUUCGACGGUCACUCUUACUGUGUUGAUGCAGGUAAAGUGCCGUACAACCGUUCAGUCUAUAUGGACUCUUUUGCCCCCGAACCCAGAAAUCAGUUCAGCGGCUUCUGAACAAGUUCCAAACCCUGACCUGAGGUGAAACCAGUCGAUCAUCUCUGCUCUGUUGUGUAUGUAUCGCUAAUAUGCUAAUAUGACACCAGUUUCUAAUAUCAUAUUAUCCCCCUGUUGAUUUGUGCUCUCUAACACAUGUUCUACCAAAAACAUUGCCAAAAAGGAAGAAGCUCCACCUUUUUAAUGGAUUUUGGGGGGGAAAUGUUUGGGAAUGUUCAUCGCUAUUCACUAUCAAAACCAAAAAUGUAAAAACUGAAAGUAGCUUAUGUAUGUAUAAGAAACAGAAAUAUGUGACCGAUAUUUCAUUGCCUUUGCCUUCAAUAAUGGCUUUGAUGAUUCGUUUUCUUUCUUUUUCUGAUGUUUCUUGUUUUUAGCUUUUGUUUAGCUCUCAAUAUCAAGAAUUUCUGAAACACCAUAUUUUUUUUAAUAGUUUGAAGAUAAUCAUGCUAAUCCGUAUGAAAAUACAAACAUACGUCGUCUAUUAUUUGAAUGACAUACUUUUAUGACACAAAAGAACAUAAACUCUAGUUUGCUGAUGGUUGCCAUUGUGAAAAUGUAUAUAUAUUUUGUGAAAUAGACUUGACCGCACCUGCUAUAAAUGCAUUAUUAGACUUCACGAUUAUGUACCAUAUGAAGCAUUGAAGUCCAGACUAUUGUGUUUGGGUUUCCGCCACAAUUCCCACAAACUUUGUCUCAAAAUUGACAUGAUUAUCAUCAAUAAAUGUUGUAUUGCUCACUGAA